CUUUUCGCGGGCACGUGCUGGUGCGAACGCGCGGCGGCCGUUGAGCUCCGGGUAAAAAAACCAAAAAUGGCAAAAAGUUUGAGAAGUAAAUGGAAGCGGAAGAUGAGAGCAGAAAAGAGGAAAAGAUAUGCACCAAAAGAGCUUUCUCGGCUGAAAAAAGUCCUUGGCAUGGAUGGCAAUGGUGAUAUUACUAUGAAUGAUUUGAAAGAAGUUACAACUGUUGUCUCUCCUGAAAAGUUCAAACAGAAGCCAAAUGAAGUACAAACACAAGGAGAAAAUGAUGGUGCAGCUACUAUGGACAUAGAUAAGAAAAGGAACAAAAAGAGCCUUUUGAAUGAACAUGGUCAAUAUCCAGUGUGGAUGCAUCCCAGACAAAGAAAGAGGAUCAAAGAAAAACGAAACUCAAAAAACAAGCUGAAACAUCGAAAGAGACUAGCUUGGUAGAUAUAUUGUGAGAAGAGAUGUACAAAGACUUUGAGUUUUAUU
Messenger RNA from Callorhinchus milii (elephant shark), 486 nucleotides. It is a transcript of the gene llph, whose product is annotated as LLP homolog, long-term synaptic facilitation factor. Gene Ontology annotation, molecular function: RNA binding. Lineage: Eukaryota; Metazoa; Chordata; Chondrichthyes; Chimaeriformes; Callorhinchidae. Gene Ontology annotation, biological process: dendrite extension. Gene Ontology annotation, cellular component: nucleolus. The record is from RefSeq and is marked provisional.